Molecule: messenger RNA, 1410 nt
Organism: Colletotrichum spaethianum
Lineage: Eukaryota; Fungi; Ascomycota; Sordariomycetes; Glomerellales; Glomerellaceae
Product: kynureninase 2
Exons: 3
Coding region: 1-1410 (469 amino acids)
Biological process (GO): NAD+ biosynthetic process
Cellular component (GO): cytoplasm
Molecular function (GO): pyridoxal phosphate binding; kynureninase activity
Source: RefSeq, a predicted model, not a curated record
AUGGAACCUUCGAGUAGAGCACACGCCGAGGCCCUGGACCAGAGAGACGCGCUGAGGCACACGCGGGACGAAUUCGUCAUCCCGACCAAGCAAGAGAUCACCAGCAAGACCCUCGCCAAGAAAGAUGACGGCUCUGCCGCUCCCAGCGCUGGCCAGCAGAAGUGCACCUACCUCUGCGGGAACUCGCUCGGUCUGCAGCCCAAGCGCACCGCCGUGAGGAUUCAGCAGUAUCUGUCCACCUGGGCUACGCAGGGCGUCCAGGGCCACUUCAAACCUCUCGAGGACUCCCCGUUGCCGACAUGGCUCAACGUCGACGCGAAGGCGGCUAAGAUGAUGGCCCCCAUCGUCGGCGCCGACGAGUCUGAGGUGGCCGUCAUGCAGACCCUGACGGCGAACCUCCAUCUCCUCAUGGCGGCGUUCUACAAGCCCCAGAAGGAAGGCAGGCAUAAGAUCAUCCUGGAGAGCAAGGCCUUUCCGAGCGACCACUUCGUCGUGGAGACUCAAAUCAGACACCACGGCCUCUCACCUUCAGAGUCAAUGGUCUGCAUCGAAGCCCCCUCAGCAUCGACGGAGCCAACCCUCACAACCCAACACAUCCUCUCCACCAUCGAGCACCACGCCUCGGACACCGCUCUCCUCCUCCUCCCGGGGAUUCAGUACUACACAGGUCAGCUCCUCGACAUCCCGACCAUCACCGCUUUCGCGCACAAGCACUCCAUCCUCGUCAUCUGGGAUCUCGCCCACGCCGUCGGCAACGUGCCCUUGAAGCUGCACGAGUGGGACGUCGACGCCGCGGCGUGGUGCACGUACAAGUACCUCAACGGCGGGCCGGGCUGCAUCGGCGGCUCGUUCGUCAAGUCGAAACACACCGCCGUGACGACUUCGGUCGAAGAUCCGGACUCCGAAAAGGGGUACGUGAACCGGCUCGGCGGGUGGUGGGGCAACGACAAGUCGUCCCGCUUCGUCAUGGCCACAAAAUUCCACCCGGCGCCCGGCGCCGCCGGGUUCCAGCUGAGCAACCCGAGCGUGCUAGACAUUACAUCUCUGUGCGCAUCGCUCGAGGUGUUUGAGCUCGCCGGCGGCGUUGGCGCGCUGAGAGAGAAGUCGUUGAGGCUGACGGGGUACCUGGAGGAGCUGCUCGGGGCGAUGCCGGACAAGGAGAGGGCGCUGUUCCGCGUCCUUACGCCGAGGCGGCCGGAGGAACGUGGCGCACAGUUGAGCUUGUUGCUGGCGGACGGGCUGCUUGACGGUGUGAUGGACUUCUUCGACGAGGUUGGUGUGGUUAUCGAUGAGAGGAAGCCGAAUGUCAUCCGGGUCGCGCCGGCGCCGCUGUAUAACACAUUUGCGGACUGCUUUGACUUUGUGGAGCAGUUUGGCAAGGCUUUGCAGAGAACAAGCAAGAGCACGUAG